AUGGCAUCAGACGGCUUUCUCCAGCUCGUGGAGCAGCGACGGUCCAACUACACCCUCUCGGCGGAGUCGACGAUCCCAGACGCCAAAGUGGUGGAGAUAGUGCAGGCGGCGAUCAAAUGGGCGCCGGCGUCGUAUAACGUGCAAUCGGCGCGGGCGGUGGUGCUGUUCCGCGACCAGCACCGGCAGUUCUGGGACCUUGCGGCUACGCAUAUCGCCGCGCAUGUCAAAAACCUGCCGCUCGACGAAGCCACCAAGGCCUUUCUGGUCGGUCGGAUGGCUGGGUUCAAGGCCGCGUAUGGUACGGUGCUGUGGUUCGAGGACCAGGCGGCGCUGGACGGGUUGGCCAAACUGCAUGCCAAUGUGGUGCCGUUGUUGAAGGAAUUCUCGGACAGCUCGUCAGGCAUGCAUCAAUUCAUCGUCUGGACCGCCCUUACCGCCGAAGGACUGGGCGCGAGCUUGCAACAUAUCAAUUCCGUGCCGACCCUCCCUGCCGAGACGCUGUCCACGUUUGGUCUUCCGGAGACGUGGGUUUUCAAGGCCCAGCUGGUGUUUGGCAAGCCCACGGCCCCGCCGAUGGACAAGAUGACCCCGCCGCUGGGCCUGCCGCUCGAAACGAGAGUUUUGGUUAAAGAAUGA
Molecule: messenger RNA, 636 nt
Organism: Capronia epimyces CBS 606.96
Lineage: Eukaryota; Fungi; Ascomycota; Eurotiomycetes; Chaetothyriales; Herpotrichiellaceae
Exons: 3
Coding region: 1-636 (211 amino acids)
Biological process (GO): cellular response to oxidative stress
Source: RefSeq, a predicted model, not a curated record